UUAUCCAGUGGGACGGGGGAAUGAUAAACCCCGGAUUCCCCGGACCGUUGUACUGUUCGUCAGGAUGCGAUCACUGAGUCGGGCCUCGCUCUUCACCGAGGUUUUCUUCAUCACAACAGUCGCCCUCAGCGCUGCAAUGGCAGUUGUGGGACAUUGUCCUCGGAGUCUGGACUGUGCCCGGGAGCGACGGCACUUCUGUCAGCCUGGCUCUUCACACUGUGGCCCAUGCCUAGACCCAUUUGUUGAGAACAAACGAGGGAAGUGUGUGUUCAGGAGACGAAAUCACUCUGCAGCCAAGGUGAAUUAUCUCCCAGAGCUAGAUGAAGAGAUAGACAUUCUCUCCUCCAUCAUCAGCAGCAAACACAAAGAAACAAAGAUGAAGCACUCAGCUCCCUCUCCAGCUGCUCCCAAAGUCACAGAGGAAGACCAUUCCUUACCGAGCAGUCAGCUCAGAGCAGAGCCAUCUCCUACCUCUGCUACACCUGAACAGCCUCUUACAAUUGCCCUGCCUACCUCCUCCUUCUCUACCAUCAGCCCAGCCUCACAUGCUCCCAUCAUCUCUGCUGUGCACAAUGACCCCUUUAUCGUCCCAUACCCCUCUGAGGACCACUCUUUCAUCAUAUUUUUGGGUGUGUUUCUCAUGGCGGGUUCUGUGGCCAUGGUCUUGACUGGACUGUAUUGGGUCAGAAUGCAGAGAGGAAAUCAUCUGUACCAGAAGGUUGAGUAUCCUGCAUUUGGGUUAAGAGGUCCCCAUUCUUAUGAUGGUGCCAUGCCUGGAGAUAAGACACUUGCUCAGAGUGCCCAGAUGUACCACUUUCACCUUCAGAAGCAGCAAAUGAUGUCACUCAAGCAAAGAAAGGAGUCCAAGAUUCUGGAGUCAGGAGCCACCUCAGAUGAGGAAAAUGAAGAUGGAGACUUCACUGUGUAUGAGUGCCCUGGACUCGCCCCAACUGGUGAGAUGGAAGUGAAGAAUCCACUGUUUGAUGACUCCACCUUUCAUCUUCACUUGCAGAGGAGUUACAACUGAAUGUGAGGACACAUCAUCUCAGCAAGAUCACCGCAUACACAAACACGCAUGAACACUUGUGAUUCACAAAGGUGUGCUUACACCAUCUGAUCCAUUCAGGCAUUGGUAGCCAUGCAGUGAAGGUCAUGAAGACACUCUGCACUUAUCAUGGUCUUCAUGGUUUUUAUGGACAUUUGAGGGCAGGUUUUUUCCUCGCAGAGUCUUUGUCUGCCUGUGUUUCCUUAAAGGAAUAGUUCACCCAAAAAUGAAAAUUUGCUUAUCAUUUAUUCACCCUCAGGCCAUCCAAGAUGUGUCUGAGUUUCUUUCUUCAUCAAAACAGAAUUGAAGAUUUUUAG
Molecule: messenger RNA, 1362 nt
Organism: Myxocyprinus asiaticus (Chinese sucker)
Lineage: Eukaryota; Metazoa; Chordata; Actinopteri; Cypriniformes; Catostomidae
Product: neural proliferation differentiation and control protein 1-like
Exons: 9
Coding region: 65-1027 (320 amino acids)
Cellular component (GO): membrane
Source: RefSeq, a predicted model, not a curated record